AUGAUGCCGAGCUCAUCUUGGUUUCAGGUCGACUCUCCCUUGGAGGUGGGACACGGUGAGACAUGGGCGCCAGCGCUCAACAUUGUUCGGACUUGUGUUACCGUCUCCAUGUGUAUCAUAGCAACGUGCUGGUGGGCAGUCAAGUCGAACAUCCUGGCAUCAGCGAGUACAUAUGCGAAGACAAUGCGUGACCUUGCAUCACCGUCUGACCUUCUGACUCCGUUGGAUAAGCGAGCUCAACGAGAUUUGGAUGAAGUGCGUGCGGCCCGCUUUCAUACCUUUGUGCACGUGAUGCUCCCUCCGCUGGUAGCUGUUAACCUAUGUUAUCUGGUCGUCCACAUAACCACAAGGAGACCCAGCUACGAAUGUAUGGGUAAGUUAUGGUCAUUCCCGCUUCGGGAGUUCCUUGCGCGCUAUUCGCACUUCUCGCCGGUGGUCAUUGCGGGGGUGUACAAAGCGUGCAUGUUCGUUUUUGUAGUUCAGAUGUUGAUGGUGGAGGGCCCCAGCGGCAUCCCAGGGCGAGUCAUGGCCGGAAUAUGUUUGCUGGAUUGCAGUGUAUCUUUGAAGAAUAACAUGCUUUUCAGUGCAAUACAUUGUUUCGUGACCUGGAACCGCCAAGCGCACAAUGGAGCAUCCACCGUAGAGAGUCUCGAGCAUGUGAUGCAAGAGAUCCACACUUGCGUCGCCAUUUGCUCAAUACUGAUGAUUGUAGAGGCUGGUGACCGGGGCCGGAUCAAAGCUUCGCUGCUGUCCAGACAGUCGGACAGAUCACAACAGGGAGUGCGAAGGUUGCUUUCUGCGUUCUGCGAUGCCCAAGUGCACAUCGGUCCAGAGCUGCAGAUCAUCACCAAUUCCCGCCCGCUGGUGCACUUCCUGGGCUGCGGGGCAGGGGGCGUGGACACGCAGGACGUCUUUCGAGGCGACUGCUUCCUCCGACACGUGAUGGAGUCCGACCAGCAGCGCUUCCAGGAAUUCCUCGCGGCGACGUCGGCUCUCCAGUCAGAGGGCGGCGAUGCGAGCGCACGCGCCGAAGGGGCUCCCGCCUCCAUCCAGGUGUCGCUGCGGAACCGCGGUGGCGGCCACGUCCCCGUAGAGCUGUUCGUGGUCUCGCUCCCAGACGUCGACGACACGCUGGGGUUCCUGAUGGGCAUCCGGGAGACUGGGGCGCUCCCGUGGGAGGCGCGCGUGGACGCGCCGGGGGCCGUGGCGCUGCCGCCGCACGCGGGGGCGGCUGUCCCUGCGGAGGCUGCCGGCUCGCCGCCCUCGGGAGUCGCGCCCGAGGUCGCUGCUCACGCCAAGCUGGGGCGGGUCGCGGGUGCACGCACGUCGUCGCGCAAGCUCUGUUCCUCGUCCUCCUCGGGCUCGUCCGCGUCCCGGUCAUCGUGCUCUUCCGGGCGCCGCGCCGCGUCAGCCGCUGGGGUCAACAGCGUGUCAUUGCGGCUUGACUCCGCGAGCGCGGGGAUGCGCGUCCGCUUUUUGGUUCUUCUGACAUUUGCUUCCACCUCGGCACGGGUCCCCAUGGGCCCACCCUGCGAGAGUGGGUGUCCCCAGAGCAGUUCCUGGACAUGGAGGGGCGUUGCCAGAGCGUGA
Molecule: messenger RNA, 1590 nt
Organism: Prorocentrum cordatum
Lineage: Eukaryota; Dinophyceae; Prorocentrales; Prorocentraceae
Source: the annotation of a GenBank genome assembly